This is a messenger RNA of Solanum lycopersicum (tomato), 856 nucleotides long. Its product is annotated as ubiquitin-conjugating enzyme E2 -like protein. Gene Ontology annotation, cellular component: plasma membrane; nucleus. The record is from RefSeq and is marked validated. Gene Ontology annotation, biological process: protein polyubiquitination; carbohydrate metabolic process. Lineage: Eukaryota; Viridiplantae; Streptophyta; Magnoliopsida; Solanales; Solanaceae. Gene Ontology annotation, molecular function: ubiquitin conjugating enzyme activity; hydrolase activity, hydrolyzing O-glycosyl compounds.
UUAUCUUCUAGCAGGAAAGAAUAAAAAUGUACAGCGGAGCUCCCUCCGGCGGAAUAGCAAUCGGCGGCGGCGGCGGCGGCGUAGGAAGAGGAGGAGGAAGAACAUGGUCGUCGACGACGUCGGUAUCAACAUCAGGGAAGAGAAUACAGAAGGAAAUGACAGAAUUAAGCAUGGAAGCACCACCAGAUUGUGCAGCUGGACCUAAAGGAGAUAAUCUUUACCAUUGGGUUGCUACUCUCUUUGGACCACCUGGAACACCUUAUGAGGGUGGAAUAUUUUUUCUUGAUAUAACCUUUCCUUCUGAUUAUCCAUUUAAACCUCCAAAGGUUGUAUUCAAAACUCGCAUAUAUCAUUGUAAUGUAGAUCCUUCCGGCAAUGUUAGCUUGGACAUCCUAACAGAGAACUGGAGUCCAGCGUUAACAAUCUCAAAGGUGCUACUUGCUCUGAGAUCAAUGUUCACCAAUCCUGAAACUUAUAAGCCGGUUGUUCCUGGUAUUGCACACUUAUACUUGGGAGAUAAAGCCAAACAUGAUGAAGUAGCUGCACAAUGGACACUGAGAUUUGCAAGGUGAAAGAAGAACAUGAUGUGGAACUUUUUUAACAAGUUCAGGUCAGCCAUUGCUUAGUUUGAAGUUUAACAAGCAUAGAAGAGCUGUUGUACACGAUAUUCAAAACUUACAAACCUGUAUAUAAUUCAUAUAAAUAAAUUCAACUUCUGUUAAACUAACUUUCUGAAUUUCACAUUUAGACCUGUUGCUUUGUAUGUUUGUUGAAUAGUUCUUUCCUUCAUAUCACAAGCCCUUGAGGCUGAACCAAUAAAGCAGAAUGAAACUGGCGGACAGGUUUUACCCUAAAA